GAGGGACGUGUAAAAGACAAUCAACAGAGGAAGAUCUUUUACUCUCAUUUUAUUCUCAACAUUUCAAUCAAUUAUUUAAAUGCAAACUAAGAUCUUCCACUUUUCUUCUUGUGCCUGUCCCUAAAUCUGUUUCUUAUAAUGUACAUAGAUUGCUCAAGUUUGUAAUUAAAGUCGAAGUGAUAAGAACUAGUUCCUUGAACAACCCAUUUGGAAUCUGCAUCCGUAAAGUCCUCUUUCAGUGGAUGUUUCUAGGACUACAUUCCCACAGUGGCUUGAUCCCUGAGAGAAAUGAGGCGUCACAUUUGAGUGUAAGCAAACUGAGGAAACCUUUAUUUUUGCUGUGUCACUUUGUCCUGUGCACCGAUGUCCAGUCUCCUCUCCCUCUGUCAUGAUGUCCUAUUGAAGGAACCAAAUGCAGCCAACCUUUGAGCCAGAAAUCCAUGAUGUAUUUCUUCAAGAGCAGCCUGGAGUUGGAGAGAGAGGCAGCGUUCUCUUUAUAACAAGGAUGAAGGAUGCCGCGGCGGAGCUCCUGGGCCACAGGGAGGCUUUAAAGUGCAGGCUAGGCGGUGGAGGAGGACCUGACCCGGGGGGACACUCCGGGGAGCUCGGUCCAGGUCCGGACGGCGUGGAAGGAACCACGAUGCUCCCCGGUGAUGAUAUCAGCAGCGGCGGUGGAGGUGGAGGAGGAGGAGGAGGAGGAGGGGGACCCAACACGGUGCAGGUGAACAGCAAAGAGCAGGAGAAGCAGCAGAACAACAACAACAACAACCAGAACCAGUCCGGGUCGCAGCAGAGCCAGAGCCAGAGCCAGAAACAGAAGCGGCACCGGACCCGCUUCACGCCUGCGCAGCUCAACGAGCUGGAGAGGAGCUUCGCCAAAACGCACUACCCGGACAUCUUCAUGCGCGAGGAGCUGGCGCUGAGGAUCGGCCUGACGGAAUCCAGAGUGCAGGUCUGGUUCCAGAACCGACGCGCCAAGUGGAAGAAGCGCAAGAAGACCACCAACGUGUUCCGGGCUCCGGGGACCCUUCUGCCCACGCACCACGGUCUGCCUCAGUUCCCCUCCGCCGCCGCAGCUGCAGCGGCCAUGGGCGACAGCCUCUGCUCCUUCCACGCCAACGACACCCGCUGGGCCACGGCGGGGAUGCCCGGCGUGUCUCAGCUGCAGCUCCCGCCGUCUCUGGGCCGCCAGCAGGCCAUGGCGCAGUCCCUGUCUCAGUGCGCCCUCGGAGCCGGACCUCCACCCAACUCCAUGGGUCUGUCCAACAUGUCGUCCAACGGCUCCGGGCUGCAGUCUCACCUCUACCAGCCCACCUUCCCCGGGAUGGUGAACAACGUGACGGGCUCUCCUCAGCUGUGUAGCUCCCCGGACAGUGACGUCUGGAGAGGGACAAGCAUCGCGUCGCUGCGCCGCAAAGCGCUGGAGCACACAGUGUCCAUGAGCUUCACUUAGUAAACCACAUCUUUCUAUUUGGUUCUUCUUCAUCCAUCCACGGUGCACCAGGAGACACAACCAGGAUUCUUGUUCAUAUUACACCUGGUGUUUUUUUGCUCCAAAGCAGAGGGAAACUGAAGCUGCUGAUCUUGCAUAGACUGGGUCUGUUUGAGCUCUAUUUUAUGAUUUGGCAUGUAGCAUAUGACAGCUAUUUAUUUGUCUAUUUAAAUUAACUUAUGGAUUUGUUCUGUAUUUAUUUAUUUAUUGUUUGGCACAUGCAGCCCUUAUGUGGUGGGGCUUCACUGACAUUUGCUUGGUGACUGACUGUCGGUUUUUUGAGGACAAAUUGUGUGGAUAUAAAGAAAAAAGAAGCUUGAAGAUCCCCUUUUUCCACUCUGAAGGGGCCUAAAGGGAUGCACAGUGGACAUGCAGACACAUGCAAAACAAACACCAGGAGACUGUAGGGAUUGACAGAAUCUGGAGGAUAAAGAAGAGGACUUGACUGCAUGUGCUACCCAAGAAAAAUGAAAAUAAAAAUAAGGGAAAUACUCUAAAUGAAGACCUGGACACUGACUUAACUAUAAUCUGUUCUAUAGGAUGUUUUGUGUAGCGGAAACACUCUUGUUCCCAUUUUGGUCAGUUUGUGAAAAACUUCAGUUUGAAGAUUCUGUCUGUGCUUAUGAUCAAAUCUGACUUUUUAAAUGUUUGAACCAUUUUGUUUCAUGGACAUGUUUAUAAUAUGGAUUCAGUGUAAAUGAUCAAAUAAAAAUCAUUUUCAAUUAUGUCA
Messenger RNA from Notolabrus celidotus (New Zealand spotty), 2222 nucleotides. It is a transcript of the gene otpa, whose product is annotated as orthopedia homeobox a. Bases 413 to 1453 code for a protein of 346 amino acids. Lineage: Eukaryota; Metazoa; Chordata; Actinopteri; Labriformes; Labridae. The transcript is spliced from 3 exons. Gene Ontology annotation, biological process: neuron differentiation; regulation of DNA-templated transcription. The record is from RefSeq and is a predicted model, not a curated record. Gene Ontology annotation, molecular function: DNA binding; DNA-binding transcription factor activity, RNA polymerase II-specific.